AUGGAUUCAACAACACUUAUUAACCAAUUUGAUUCAGCAUCAUUACCCGAAGAAUCAGUUUCAGCUCUAGAAUUUGAUCAUGAUAAACCAAAUUUCGAUUUGAAAAAGAAGAAUAAUGAAACCAAGAAUAAUGGUGGUUACCAACUCGCUAAAAAACGAUCUGCCUCUACAGGUAAAUCUCGUGAAAUGGCAAGAAAUUCAAGUUCGAGUCAGAAAGAAUCUUACUUAACACCAUCAGAAUCUUAUGUCAUGUUACCACGCUCACAUUUACCCGAUAAGGAUACUAAUGAUGAUAGACAACGAGCUAGCAUCAGUUGUCAUUUAAAAAUUACUAAUCGACUUUUUGACCUGAUGAAUUCAAGAUCUGAGCCGUCACAUCCAAUUUGUCAGGAGUGUGUUGACAUUUUAUUGGGUAACUUGAAUAGACAAUUAACUGAUGCUUCGAAAGAACGAGAUUUUUAUAAAGGUUUUCUAGAAAAAGCGAACAAAAGCAUUAUUGGUGACGCUGACGCAGAAAAAAUCCAAAAAGAAAUCCAAAAGGUAAGUUAUUGUUAUUGGAAUGAAUUUAAUAAUUUUCAUAAUCAAUUUCAAACCUUUCAAAAUGAAAGGGAUAGUAUUAAUUUAAAAUAUGAUCAUGAUACUAAAUUAUUAGAAAAAUUACAUAAAACUAAUGUUUAUAAUGAUACCUUUUGUAUUGGACAUGAUGGAAACUUUGGGACAAUAAAUGGAUUUAGACUUGGUCGUUUACCUAAUAUCACGGUGGAAUGGCAUGAAAUUAAUGCUGCAUGGGGUCAAACAUUAUUAUUGUUGGUAACAAUUGCUAAUAAACUUAAUGUUACAUUCAAAAAUUACAGAUUAAUUCCUUUGGGUUCUUUUUCGCGAGUUGAAAAAAUUGAUGGUGAUAAUAUAGUGAGUUAUGAAUUGUAUGGUACAGGUGAUAUAGCAACAGGAAGAUUAUUUCAAAAUCGUCGUUUUGAUAGCGCGAUGGUAGGAUUUUUGAAUUGUCUACAACAAUUAGGUGAAUGUGUGGAAAGUAAAGAUUCUAAAUUGAAGUUACCAUAUCGAUUACAAUUUAAUCCAGAGGAAUGGACUAGAGCACUCAAGUAUACUUUGGCCAAUAUUAAAUGGAUUUUAGCGUACGCUUCAUCAUUAACAAACAACGGAUCAGACUAA
Messenger RNA from Entrophospora candida, 1173 nucleotides. Lineage: Eukaryota; Fungi; Glomeromycota; Glomeromycetes; Entrophosporales; Entrophosporaceae. The record is from the annotation of a GenBank genome assembly.